This is a messenger RNA of Striga asiatica, 5218 nucleotides long. NCBI's taxonomy places the organism in Eukaryota, Viridiplantae, Streptophyta, Magnoliopsida, Lamiales, Orobanchaceae. The record is from the annotation of a GenBank genome assembly.
UAAAAGUCUCUGAAGACCGAACAAAUGCGUACCUUCUUCAUCAUUGUCUUUUUUUCGUUCAGGAAGGCAUUUUACCGAAAAUGGCCAUCGGCGUACCCACUAACAGAGCUCAAACAGCAGAGUAUGAUGGCGAGAUUACAACAAUGGUGCUGCUUUCUUGUAUUACUGCAGCCACUGGUGGACUUCUCUUAGGCUAUGACACUGGAGUUACUGGUGGAGUGACCUCGAUGGAGCCAUUUGUGAAGAAAUUCUUUCCCGGCAUUUACAACAACACGAGCAAGGAGACAGAGACGAGCAACUACUGCAAAUUCGAUAGCCAGCUCUUGACUGCUUUCUCGUCCUCGAUCUACAUAUCGGGUCUUAUAGCCUCCUUUUUCGCUUCACGGGUCACUAGAGACUUUGGGCGCAAGAGGUCCACCAUAGUAGGUGGGGUCGCGUUCCUGUUUGGUGGCGUCAUUGGAGGUGCCGCUGAAAACAUUUACAUGUUGAUUUUAGGCCGUCUCCUUCUUGGAGUCGGAGUUGGCUUUGCAAACCAGUCGGUCCCUUUGUACCUCUCGGAAAUGUCCCCUCCGAAAUACAGAGGCGCCUUCAGCUUCGGCUUCCAAUGCUCCCUCUCCAUCGGGAGCACCUCUGCCUCUCUCCUCAACUACGGCACUUCAAAGAUCAACACAGAUCUCGGCUGGCGAAUCUCCCUAGCCGCCGCCAUAGCCCCCGCCGCCAUCCUCAUCCUCGGAACACUCUUCCUUCCCGAGACCCCCAACAGCCUCAUCCAGCAAGGCCACGACGCAGAGGCCACCAAACACCUCCUCCGAAAAAUCCGAGGCACGAGCAACGUCGAGGCCGAGCUCGACGACCUCAUAGCCGCCGCCGACCGCGCCUCGGCCCAAAUCAAACGCCCGUUCGCAAAACUCCUAAAACGGGCUUACCGUCCCUACUUAGUAAUGUCUGUGGCCAUCCCGUUUUUCCAGCAGAUGACGGGGAUUACGGUUAUAUCCUUUUAUGCGCCGAUCCUUUUCCGAACGAUUGGGUCGGACGAAUCGGACGCACUCAUCUCGUCGCUCAUCACGAACUCGCUCGGGAUAGUGACGACUUUCGUCUCAUCUCUUUUUGUCGAUCGUUUGGGUCGUCGCCCGACUUUCAUGCUUGGGGGGUUGCUAAUGUUCGCCGCGCAGGUGAUGGUCGGGGGAAUUAUGGCCGCGAAGCUCGGGGACUAUGGGGCGUUGAGCCCUGGGUAUAAUGUGGCGGUUGUGGUUUUGAUAUGCGUGUAUGUGGUGGCGUUUGCGUUCUCGUGGGGCCCACUCGGGUGGCUUGUGACGAGCGAGGUUUUCCCGUUGGAGGUGAGGUCGGCGGGGCAGAGUGUGACGGUGGCGGUUAGCUUCUUCUUCAGCUUUUUGAUCGGGCAGGUGUACCUGGCGCUGCUGUGCGCGUUCAAGUGGGGGGCGUUCGUGUUUUUUGCAGGGUGGGUCGGGGUGAUGACGGGGUUUGUGUAUUUUUUGCUGCCGGAGACGAAGGGUGUGCCGAUAGAGAAGAUGGGGUGGAUAUGGCGGGAGCAUGGAUUUUGGAGGAGGUAUGUUGACGGAGAUCGGGAGUGGGCGGAGGAGGAGGGCGGCGGCGGAGUUGAGGAGGAGCCCUUGCUGUCGAGGAGCGCCAUACAGACGAACAGACCGUUAUGCCUUGAAGCAUCUAGAAGGGGAGGCGUGCUAGCCUGCAACAGUGGUCCACGGUGGACAUGCCACGUGGGUUUUGCACUGAUCCAUCGAUCUUGUUUGUUUGAUUUCAAGGGGAACAGAGGCGGAGAAAACGAAACAGAGACUCAACUAGUUUUGUUUUCCCUGUGGAAGUUGUAUUUUUGGAUACUUCAAAUGCCUUCAGCGGUUUCGCCCCUGUGGCAAGAGAAAGCUAAUGAUUUUUUUCAAUCCUCGGGUGUCAAGCUCAAAGAGGCAGGACACUCUGCUGGAACAUUUGUUGGGGAGGUUGCAAAGGAUGCAAAGGAAAACGUUAGUGAUGUGGCAGGGAAAGUCGGGUCAGCAGUCAAAAGCCGGUGGGCUAUCUUCCAGCAACCAUCUACCAGGCAUGCGAUGCAAGAGCGCCUUAUUUCUGCGGCUGCUACAACAAGCAUGUUUUUGAGAAAGGGCUUUUCGGAGACAAAAGAUAAAAUGGUUGUCGGUAAGACAAAAGUGGAGGAGGGGCAGACGUUUUCCAGUGGAGAAUGGGUUCUAAAUUGGAUAGUUAUGAACUGGGUAUUGAUGACAUUUGUUGUUGUGGUGGCGAAGAAGACUGCCGAAAAAAGCAAGGUUCUCCUUACUGACAUUGAGCGAUGGCAGAAGGGAGUUGCAAGUACAGAUGUGUUUGGUACACCAAUUGAGCUUGCUGUCCAGCGCCAACAGUCCAGUACGCCUAUUCCAAAUGUACUGAUGAAAUGUGCAGAUUUCCUAAUACUAUCAGGACUAAACACCCCGGAGCUGUUCAAAGCCCAUGGCAACAAAAAAGUUAUUCAGCAUUUAGUAUCCUUGUAUAACCAGGACCCAAACGCAUUACUACCGGAGGGUGUAAGCCCAGUUGAUGUUGCCGCUCUUAUAAAGUGUUAUAUUGCAAGCCUCCCGGAGCCAUUGACCACCUUUCAGCUGCACAAUGAUAUCAGAUGUGCUCGUUCAAGCAUACAUUUAAUGAGAAACAUUCUCAAAAAGAUGCCAACUGUGAACUAUAUGACUCUGGAAUUAGUCACUGCAUUACUCCUUCGUGUUAGCCAGAAAUCUUCUGUUAACAAGAUGGAUGCUCGGAGCCUGGCAAUGGAAAUGGCCCCUUUGAUAAUGUGGCUGGAAGGUCAGAGGCCAGAGCACUAUAUACAGUAUUGGGCUCAAUCAUCAAAACUCGAUUCCAAGAGAAAGGCAGAUUCUGUCUCCAGCCAAAGCGAAUGGGAUUUGCUUUCAGAUGGUGAAGCUCAAGACGCAUCAUCAUCUAUCCCCCUCGACGAUGGUGUGCCAGUCGAUUUUCGUGCUAUUGAAGUUAUUCAGUGUUUGAUUGAGCAUCACAAUGCGGUUUUCACGGACGCAAAUGAAACUGUGUGGAGAUUUUUCAGCUCAAACGUUCGCAUGGAGAGGAAAGAAAAUGGGCUGAUCGGAGAUGAUUCUCACCCAGACCUACCUUUCUCCGACGGCGGCGAGGUCUCUGUCUUGAGCUCUAAUUUUGUCCUGGAUCAUGUUGGGGAGGUCGUUCUUACACACACUGCUGAUACGUUGUCUUGGAAAUUAAUUGAUUCGUUGCGUAAUGAAGACGAUAAAGUUUCGUGCUUCGGAUUGAAAAUGGCUUCUGAUGCUAAAAUGGAGGUUAAUUUUUCUGAUAUUUAUGCUGUUGACUUCAUUGACUGGGGUAUGGUACAUGGUUCGGUUGUUUCCAAUGGCGAAGGUUCUCUUUUGGAUCAAUCUUCCGAGAUGUACCGAUUUACUUUGCAUUUUGUCCACGGAAGAAAGGCCCAAUCAUCUCUUUGGUCGCCAUCAGUUUACACCUUCGGUCAUAAUAAUCCAGAUAUCUGUAAGAGUUGGGUUAGUCAGAUUAAUGCUUAUCUACAUGUGGAAGCUAAGAGACCAAAGAAUCUUCUGGUCUUUGUUCACCCAAGGAGUGGCAAAGGACAAGGAUGUAGAAUCUGGGAAGCAGUAGCCCCACUAUUUCUUAAAGCCAAAGUGAAAACAAAGGUAUUAGUGACAGAGAGAGCUGGGCAUGCACGUGAUGUUUUGGCCUCAACCAGUAAUCGGGAUCUGAGAUUAUUUGACGGUAUUGUAGCUGUUGGUGGUGAUGGAUUUUUCAAUGAAAUUCUUAACGGGAUUCUCUUGUCGAGGCAUAAAGCUCCAUAUCCACCAAGCCCCACUGAUUCCAUGCAGCCCGUCGAGAGCUCCGAACAUGUUGGACCUCAAGACCAAAAUAGUGAACAAGAUCCUGAGUUUCCUUUUCCUAAUGAAAUGUUCAGAUUUGGAAUUAUUCCAGCUGGAUCAACCGAUGCCAUUGUGAUUUGUACAACUGGGGCUCGAGACCCGGUGACAUCAGCCUUGCAUAUUAUCCUUGGUAAAAGGGUGGACCUUGAUAUAGCUCAAGUUGUAAGAUGGAAAGAGACUCAUGCAUCAAUUGAAGAACCCUGUGUACGCUAUGCAGCUUCUUUUGCUGGUUAUGGCUUCUAUGGAGAUGUCAUCACAGAAAGCGAGAAAUAUCGAUGGAUGGGACCUAAGAGAUACGACUAUGCUGGGACAAAAGUUUUUCUUCAGCAUAGGUCAUACGAGGCAGAAGUGAAUUAUGUUGAAGUCCAAUCGGAAAGUGCCAGCUGUCGCUCCGAAAUCGAUCCUCAAGUCAGUAAUACAAGACUUUGGUGUAUCCCUAAACGGCCGAAUUGGGUUAGGUGCCGCGCUAACUGCACGGUAUGCAGCUCAAAAUCACACGACCCCUUAAUUGGGCCACCAAGCCCAUCUGAAAAGUUAAACGGGCUGAGAUGGUCAAAGUCCAAAGGACAGUUUCUUAGUGUGGGUGCAGCCGUGAUAUCUUGCCGAAAUGAAAAGGCUCCCAAUGGCCUAGUAGCCGAUGCUCAUCUCUCAGAUGGGUUCAUGCAUCUUAUAUUAAUAAAAGAUUGCCCUCACCCUUUUUAUCUAUGGCACCUCAUACAGCUCACAAGGAGAAGUGGUGACCCUCUAGAUUUUGACUUUGUCGAACACCAUAAAACUCCAGCUUUCACAUUCACUUCAUCCGGAAAGGAGGGAAUAUGGAAUGUGGACGGUGAGCCUUUUCGAGCACAUAAGCUAUCUGCCCAAGUGUUUCGCGGCCUCGUCAGCUUGUUUGCAACAGGUCCCUUGGAUUAGGUUUUUACCCUUUCACCCAACACACGAAUCUAUUAAUUAAUACGUAUCUAUCGCAAUGAAGGAUAAAAAAAUCGAUUAUAUUGAAAGAUGUCGGCUAGGACUCUGUGGGAAAACUCUCAUUUUACGAGCCCUUCAGAAUCCCUCUUUCCUUAGCUGACAAACGCUAGAGUAUUGAGUUCGGAACUUAUGACCUGACACACUCGGCAGUUUUCUGUAAAGUAUGAUUCGAUGUACUGUGCUAGCAAAACAAUACUAUUUGUACUGAGAUUGUGACACUGCAAUCAGAAUUCAUAUAUAGUGCAAUACACAGUCCACUGUAAUGUACUGCAAUCAGAAUUCCUUUAGUGUANUUAAUUAUCUUUUUGUGCAAUUUAUUU